CCAACUACAUACCGAAUUAGGACAUCCCGGGCAGAGAAAAAUGGAUGAGGCUGUUGGGCAGCGAUUCUGGUGGCCAGACCAGCGCAGAGAUGUGGUUAACUUCUGUAACGCUUGUCAGGAAUGCCUUCGUGCGAAACCGCCUCAGAGGCCAAACCGCGCACCGCUACAACCCAUCAUCACCGGAUACCCAAAUCAAACAGUUGCAGUAGAUGUAAUGGGACCUCUACCCCGAACAGACCGUGGUAACCGCUACAUUCUAAUUCUGGUCGACCAUUUCACGAAGUGGUGCGAGGCCACUCCUAUUCCCUACAACGGCGCAACUGUUGUAGCACAUGCGAUCUUCGAGCAAUGGGUCUCGCGUUGGGGCGCCCCGGAGCAGUUGCAUUCGGACCGAGGUUCGAAUUUCGAGAGCACUAUUGUUUCUGAGCUAUGCCAUCUUCUUGGUAUCCGCAAAACGCGCACUACUGCUUACCACCCGCAAGGAAAUGGUGGAGUUGAACGCGCAAAUCGGUCAAUAAAGGCUCUGUUAAAAGCGUUCACAGACGAAUACAGCGCACGGGAGUGGG
This is a messenger RNA of Dicrocoelium dendriticum, 566 nucleotides long. NCBI's taxonomy places the organism in Eukaryota, Metazoa, Platyhelminthes, Trematoda, Plagiorchiida, Dicrocoeliidae. The record is from the annotation of a GenBank genome assembly.